This is a messenger RNA of Cololabis saira (Pacific saury), 5183 nucleotides long. It is a transcript of the gene scp2b, whose product is annotated as sterol carrier protein 2b. Lineage: Eukaryota; Metazoa; Chordata; Actinopteri; Beloniformes; Belonidae. The record is from RefSeq and is a predicted model, not a curated record. Gene Ontology annotation, cellular component: cytosol. The transcript has 6 exons. The coding region runs from base 193 to 612 and encodes 139 amino acids.
GGUCCUGACCAUGGACAUGAUACAUAUCCAUAGACACCACAUCGAGUGUUCUUGCCCGCUGCUGCGAUACGUCAACGACGCCGCCUAAUUGGAUGUGUCUGAAAGUUCGAUGACGUCCCAGGGAACCCGGAAGUGCAGCCGGGCUGACCCAGUUACGUUCUAGAACCGAACCGGACCGACACUCGCACCAACAUGCCCCAAAUACACAAGUCGAGGAUUGAAGCCAUGGCCACCAGUGCAGGCAGCGGGCUGGAGGGCUUCAAGGCUCAUUCUGUGUUCCAGGAAAUCCAGAAGAAGCUUCAGGAGGAAGGGGAGCAGUUUGUGAAAAAAAUUGGAGGAGUAUUUGCCUUCAAGGUCAAGGAUGGCCCAAACGGGCAGGAGGCAACCUGGUUGGUGGAUGUGAAAAAUGGCAAAGGAUGCGUUCACAAUGACACAGACGAGAAAGCAGAUUGCACCAUUUCCAUGUCUGACACAGAUUUGCUGGCUUUGAUGACGGGGAAGAUGAACCCCCAGACUGCUUUUUUCCAAGGGAAGUUGAAGAUCACAGGUAACAUGGGGCUGGCCAUGAAGCUACAAAGCUUGCAGCUGCAACCAGAAAAAGCUAAACUGUAGAGGUGUCAGACCUUGACACUUUAAACAUUUCUAUUGUCGUCACUUUUCCUCAUAGUGACUUCACUCACCAAACGGGGGAUUAGUUAUCAGCCCUGCCAGUCUAACCAGAGGACGAGAAGGAUGGAUAAUCAUGUCGCUAACUGACCCUGUCUGCAGACCUUUCAUAAUGGUGUCUGUCCCCUAGAUUUGACGUACGCUCUCUACGUUGUGGUACUAAUUAUAUUCACGUCCAGGUUUCACUGAUAUUCCAUGAUGAUAAAAUCUUUGUUUUGGUCCAGUAUUUUUCAGCUGAGGUCAUUGUGGGCCGCUGGCCUGCAUGUUUGAGAUGUUUCCCUGCUGGAACACAGCUGACUCGUAAAAAUGGAUCAGUACGGCUCUGGUGGAGAACCUGGCGACAAACGGAUUGUCUCAAACAAGCAGGACAGGGGCCCCUGAGGACCAGAAUUGGAAAAACGCUUUGUUUUAGUGUAUUAUCUUUUGAAAUAUUUUGAGGAAAGCAGAUAUUUUUUCACCACUCAUGAGCACAAGUGCCUCUGCAUCUCAGAUGAUAGUUUUUCAUUAAAACAAAUGUAUAUGGUUCUGCUGUAAUUUCCUGCUGCGCUAUAGUCAUUCUGUUGAUAUCUUAAAGAUUAAAUGUGCAGUAAAGGUGUCUUUGCUGCAUUGACCUGGCUUGGGUCCAUCUUUCCAACUGCUGCAUUUAUAUUUAGUGCAAAUCCUUCACUGCCACCGAUUUUUCUGUUCCAUCCAUCCAUUCAUCCAUUUUCCGCCGCUUAUUAGUUAUCAGCCGGGUCGCGGGAGAAGCAGUCUCAACAGAGAUGCCCAGACUUCCUUCACCCCAGACACUUCCUCCACCCCAGACACUUCCUCCACCCCAGACACUUCCUCCACCCCAGACACUUCCUCCACCCCAGACACUUCCUCCAGCUCUUCCUCCAGCUCUUCCGAGACGUUCCCAGGCCAGCCGAGAGACAUAGUCUCUCCAGCGUGUCCUGGGUCUUCCCUGGGGUCUCCUCCUGGUGGGACAUGCCUGGAACACCUCCCUAGGGAGAAGGGACAUGCCUGGAACACCUCCCUAGGGAGGAGGGACAUGCCUGGAACACCUCCCUAAGGAGGAGGGACAUGUCUGGAACACCUCCCUAGGGAGAAGGGACAUGCCUGGAACACCUCCCUAGGGAGGAGGGACAUGCCUGGAACACCUCCCUAGGGAGGAGGGACAUGCCUGGAACUCCUCCCUAGGGAGGAGGGACAUGCCUGGAACUCCUCCCUUGGGAGGAGGGACAUGCCUGGAACACCUCCCUUGGGAGGAGGGACAUGCCUGGAACACCUCCCUUGGGAGGAGGGACAUGCCUGGAACACCUCCCUUGGGAGGAGGGACAUGCCUGGAACACCUCCCUUGGGAGGAGGGACAUGCCUGGAACACCUCCCUUGGGAGGAGGGACAUGCCUGGAACACCUCCCUAGGGAGGAGGGACAUGCCUGGAACACCUCCCUAGGGAGGAGGGACAUGCCUGGAACACCUCCCUAGGGAGGCGUCCAGGAGGAUCCGGUACAGAUGCCCAAGCCACCUCAGCUGACUCCUCUCAAUGUGAAGGAGCAGCGGCUCGACUCCGAGCUCCUCCCGGGUGACCGAACUCCUCACCCUAUCUCUAAGGGAGCGUCCAGCCACCCUGCGGAGGAAACUCAUCUCUAAGGGAGCGUCCAGCCACCCUGCGGAGGAAACUCAUCUCUGUAUGAGUUUGUAUCCGCGAUCUUAUCCUUUCGGCCACUACCCAAAGUUCAUGACCAUAGGUGAGGGUAGGUGCGUAGAUUGAACGGUAAAUCGAGAGCUUUGCCUUUCGACUCAGCUCCUUCUUCACCACGACGGUCCGAUACAUCGACCGCAUAACUGCGGAUGCUGCACCGAUCCGUCUGUCAAUCUCCCGCUCCAUCGUUCCCUCACUUGUGAACAAGAUCCCGAGAUACUUGAACUCCUCCACCUGAGGCAGGACUUCUCCACCCACACGGAGAAGGCACGCCACCCUUUCCCGGUGGAGAACCAUGGCCUUGGUUUUGGAGGUGCUGAUUCUCAUCCCUGCCGCGUCUCACUCGGCCUCAAACCGCCCCAGCACAUGCUGAAGGUCCCGGUCUGUUGAAGCCAACAGGACAACGUCAUCUGCAAAAAGCAGAGAUGAAAUCCUGUGGUUCCCAAACCGGAUCCCCUCCGGCCCCUGGCUGCGCCUAGAAAUCCUGUCCAUAAAAAUUAUGAACAGGACCGGUGACAAAGGGCAGCCCUGCCGGAGUCCAACAUGCACCGGGAACAAGUCUGAUCUACUGCCGGCAAUGAGAACCAAACUCCUGCUCCGAUCAUAUAGAGACCGGACGUUUCAGUGAAGUGUCACAUUAAACAAGGUUUUAUAAAAUACUGCUCUGUUUAUAUUCAUGGUGAAAUUGAAAGCACUAACAUAAGUGCACGGUUAUAGCAUCAAUACAUCCUUGAGAUAUAAAACGAAACUAAGUAAUAAAAUGAAGCUUUUAAAAACAAAUGGUAACAGAUAUAAAAUGAUAAAGUAACGGAACAAUAAUUAGCACACUUGAACUUUAUCUGCACGAGACAACGAGCAGCCACCUUGGAUUCUGCCACUGGUGAUGUCACAAGAAUGGCUCCUUUCUGGAGACCUGAUUUAAUAAAACCUUAAACCUGUUUCCUUUCCAGCUGAUCCUUCCCUGCUUUAAAACAUCCUGAUCCAAAUACGUGGCAUUAACAGACUUGUACAGACGAUGAUGAUCCAUUCAGUAGAAUCAGGUGGGUUGAUGUGAGGAAACAUCUACAACAUGCAGAGUCUGAGACCCCUGUCCUGACUGUGUACAUGUGUAGACAUUUAUUAUCAGUCUGCGACAGGUUACAGAAGGUAUUUAAGGUCAUAUGUGUGAUAUGAGAUUACGCUGCUUUAGCAGGGAAGGAGAUCUCUUCCAACACUUCCAACACCAAGCUGAAAUGCAGAGGUCAGUUUUGUUUUAAAAUUAACUUUUAGGUUUUGCAUUGAUGUAUGAUGUCUCACCCUGACAUAGUACAGGAGAGGUAGUACAGGAUAGUGAUAAAUUUAUAUUUGUAUAGAUAGAUGGAUAGAUAUUAGUGUGUGUGUAUAGGCAUAACUCCAUCUUUUCAUCACCCGGUUUUCAAACAGACAUUUGAAGAGAAGGAGUAACGUAAGGGAGACUAAAUCGUGGUGCUUUUUAACAACGAAUUGUGUAAUCCAGGCUGUGUUACUGUGAAACAUCAUCUCUGUUGCCUGGAUAUUUAAUUAUUAGCUGUAAGUUUUUGUUUGUGAAUAUUUACUGUGUCAUGACUUGGCUCAGAAACCAAGACAAAAAAGGAAAGCCAAUGAUAAUUAUCAAUGGCCAUUAAUAGGCCCUUUUAUUUAAAAAAAAAACAAACAAAAAAACAUUCAUGCAAUUAGAACAAACAAGAAAAGCAUGAGUUUUUUUAUACAGACUGCACCAGUCCAUUCGUGGUGAUCAGAGAGGAUUUCAACCACUCCUUAACAUCUCCAUUCUGUGGAAACAUAAGAGAUGUAUCCAUCUCCUGUUCUGUCUCUCCUGUCCUAAACACUGUUCAGAGGAAACCUUGGACCAAAACAUCUGUCAAGAAACUGAUCACACCAGAAACUGAAGAAAUUCUGUAAGGACUUUUUAAAACUAAAGACUUGGAUGCACUUUUUGAACCUUAUAGAAAUGACAUGAAUGCAACGACUGAAUACGUCAAAUUGUGGUGUAGUCAACACCUUCCACCAGAACGGUGAGCUGCCUCAUCAAUAAUAAACGCUGUAACAACAGUGACCUGAAGGACCUGCCCGACAAAAAAGGGUGGCAUGCAAGGAGGGAGACGUGUUAGAGGUUAGUACAAAACAAUUGAAAGUCAAGGUUAGAGACAAGAGGGAAGGGUACAGUACAGCUGGCUAGCAAAGCUUGCUAGCAAUUGUGUGGCUGGGGAUGAAGAAGAUCCAAGGCUGGAAGCAGAGUGAGGACCAGACGGAGGGAAGUGGGAGAGACCCAUGAACUAAAUCUGUUCAGUCCAUGAACAAGCUCAGCAAGAGUGUGGCCUUCCCUGAGCCAAGCAGAGCUCCUGUCCUGCUUUGACCCACAGCUUCCCUGCCACGUUCCCUCAUCUUCCCCUCACUCCGGGAUCUCAGCGUUGCUCCGUCAUUGUCUCAUCAUGUUGGGAGAUGCAGGGGCCCCGCAGGAUGCACGGAUGCAGGUCCAGUGCAAGAGGAACAUAGUUGAUUAGGAAGUUAUAAACCCUGCUGAAUGACACCAUCUAUUGACAUAAAGGUGCAAAUACAGUGAGUGACCUGAGCCCAAGCAGGAUACCCAUCCUCACUGGCUCUGGGACGCUGGAAAAUGAUAUUCAUCUAUUUUCUCGCCUGAUUAAUUCUUUUUUAUAUUAUGCAUUGGUUUAUUACAUGUUGUAAAACUGUUUGUAAAACUUAACUUUAGUAGUACAUUUUAUGCCUUAUUGUUGUUGAGUCCCAUAUGUUAUGGCGAACCUCCGUUUGGGACCCCUGACCUGAAUAAACGGGCUGCACUCCCAACUUC